GCCGCUGUUCCAAGAGAUCCAUGGAUGAUCAUACAUAGUAUGUACUGCGUUUGUUGAGUAUGUACUCCAGUCGUACUUCUGAAGUACGUACUUCCUAAGUACGCAAGUACAUACUUGCAUACUUAAGUAUUGAGAAAGGGCCGAUAUUUGUUACGCGACUUUCUUAAAGGCGGAACUACGGACAGACAGUGCUGGCUCCCACCCGGAGUCAUUACAGUGCAACGCAGUAAGACUUUCGGACGCAGCUGAAAGAUGUGGCUGCAGGCUGUGUUGUUGCCUUGUAUCAGACUAUAUUUGUGCGGCGUAAAAGUUCUUCUCUAUCAGCUAUUCAACAGAGCUUUUGCUUUACCAGAUUUACUCAAGCAAAAUGGAAAGGUUGCCAUUGUAACAGGUGGUACUAGAGGAAUCGGUUUUGAGACAGCAAAACACCUGGCAAGCCUUGGCAUGCAUGUUGUCAUAGCUGGGAACGAGAGUGAAGAGGGUUCUGCAGCUGCCAGGAAGAUUAAUGAACAAGGCAAUGAGGGAAAAGCUGAAUAUGUCUUUCUGGACCUGACUUCAUUGAAAUCAGUGCGGCAGUUUGUUCAUGCAUUCCAAGACAGAGGUCUAUCCCUUCAUGUUCUGGUUAACAAUGCUGGGACCAUGCUGGUUUCUGAGAAACAGACAGAGGAUGGCUUUGAACUCCAUUUUGGUCUCAACUAUCUGGGCCAUUUCCUGCUAACCAACAUGCUGCUUGACCUGCUGAAGAGGUCAGGAAAACAUGGCUGCUGCUCUAGAAUCGUCAAUAUGUCCUCUGCAACACACUUUUCUGGAGUACUGGACAUAAGUGACUUAAACAGGAGGAUCUGCUACAGUUCCCAUGGUGCCUACUCUCAAAGCAAGUUGGCUCUGGUCCUCUUCACCUACUACCUGCAGGAGUGCAUGACAGCAGGCGGCUUUUCAGUUACAGUCAACGCUGUGGAUCCUGGUAUGGUAGAUACAGCUUUGUAUGACAACCUGUGGAGCCUCGCACAGGUGCUGAAGAGACCAGUGGCCAAGAUGUUGUUCAGGACGCCAGCAGAAGGAGCAUCCACGGCCAUAUACACCGCACUUGCUUCUGAGAUGGAGGGGGUGGGGGGCUGUUACCUAUAUAAUGGCCAGAAAAUACAGUCCUCUGAUAUUUCAUAUGACUCUGAGCUACAAGUAGCGCUAUGGAAGAAGAGCUGUGAGCUUGUGGGCCUUCAAGACGCCUGAUUCAUUCUGCUGUGACCCCCACACACAGGGUUGUUCCAUUUACUUCAGUCAUCUGAGAGGAAAUUAUUGUAAUCUGUUCAAAAAUAAAUGUUCAAUUUUA
Molecule: messenger RNA, 1330 nt
Organism: Solea senegalensis (Senegalese sole)
Lineage: Eukaryota; Metazoa; Chordata; Actinopteri; Pleuronectiformes; Soleidae
Gene: dhrsx
Product: dehydrogenase/reductase (SDR family) X-linked
Exons: 7
Coding region: 253-1230 (325 amino acids)
Source: RefSeq, a predicted model, not a curated record